Molecule: messenger RNA, 836 nt
Organism: Cannabis sativa
Lineage: Eukaryota; Viridiplantae; Streptophyta; Magnoliopsida; Rosales; Cannabaceae
Product: large ribosomal subunit protein eL21x/eL21w
Exons: 3
Coding region: 159-653 (164 amino acids)
Biological process (GO): translation
Cellular component (GO): ribosome; cytosolic large ribosomal subunit
Molecular function (GO): structural constituent of ribosome
Source: RefSeq, a predicted model, not a curated record
AAAAUAGAUAUGGGCUUUGUACAUAAAAGGCUUCAAAUUAAAGAAAAAGCCCAUUAGCCCAUUACAAAGAAGCACAUUAGGGUUUAAACCCUUCUUCUUCUUCUUCGACACAAACAUUUCUUCUUCGGCGAAAUUAGGGUUAGAAGAAGAAGAAGAAAAUGCCGGCUGGACACGGUCUGAGGUCUCGUACCCGUGAUCUCUUCUCACGGCCAUUCAGGAAGAAGGGUUAUAUUCCUCUCUCAACCUAUCUCAAGACCUAUAAGACCGGCGAGUAUGUUGAUAUCAAGGUCAAUGGUGCCAUUCACAAGGGUAUGCCCCAUAAGUUCUACCAUGGCCGAACUGGUCGUGUUUGGAACAUUACCAAGAGAGCUAUUGGUGUUGAGGUUAACAAACAGGUUGGCAACCGAAUCAUCAAGAAGAGGAUUCAUGUUCGUGUGGAGCAUGUCCAGCCCUCAAGAUGUACCGAGGAAUUUAGAAACAGGAAAUUGAGGAACGACAAGUUGAAGGCUGAGGCAAAGGCAAAGGGCGCUGUUAUCAGCACCAAGAGACAGCCAGAGGGCCCCAAACCGGGUUUCAUGGUUGAAGGUGCUCAGUUGGAAACUGUCACUCCGAUUCCAUAUGAUGUGGUCAACGAUCUUAAAGGCGGUUAUUAGACCCUUUCAUAUAAUAUUUUUUUCUCAUUGUUUUUGUCUGUGGUUUCUGGUUUUGUUUUCUAGAUACUUGAGAGUUUCAAAUUCUUGGUAGUCUUCAUAGUUUGAAUACUAUUCUAAGUACAAUUUUGUUUUAAUGAAUUAAGAUAAUUUAUGUAUGAGGAGUUAGUUGUGUUACAAGGCUAA